AUGGCUAAUGAGUCGAGGCCCUGCCCAUGUGAUAUUGGAGACAGGUUUGACUAUGGAGGCCGUGGCCAGGAAGUGCAAGUUGAGCACAUCAAGGCCUACGUUUGCAAACCACCUGCCAGCACAGGCAAAGCUGUGAUUGUGAUUCAUGAUAUAUUUGGAUGGCAACUCCCCAACACCAGAUACAUGGCUGAUAUGCUGGCGGCUAAUGGAUACAUAGCCAUCUGCCCUGAUUUUUUUGUGGGACAAGAAGCUUGGAAACUUUCUAACGACUGGGCGUCCUUCGAUGACUGGCUGAAAACCCGAAAUGCCAGCAAAAUAGACAAAGAAGUUGAAGUCAUCCUGAAGUAUCUAAGUGAACAAUGUGGUGCAAAGGCGACUGGUGUAAUUGGAUUUUGCUGGGGUGGAGCAGCAGUACAACAUCUCAUGCUGAAAAAUCCUCAUUUAAAGACAGGGGUUUCUGUCUAUGGAGUGAUCAAGUUCUUUGGGGAUGGGUUCAGUUUGCUUCACCCCACUUUCUUCAUUUUUGGUGAAAAAGAUGAUGUCAUCCCUUUGGAGCAGGUCACCCUUCUGGAGCAGAAGCUUAAACAAAACUGUAAAGUUGAUUAUGAAGUUAAAAUCUACCCUGGACAGACGCAUGGGUUUGUACAUCGCAAAAGAGAAGAUAUCAAUCCUCAAGAUAAACCUUACAUUGAGGAAGGAAGAAAGGAUAUGAUCAAAUGGCUGAAUAAAUAUCUUUAG
Molecule: messenger RNA, 738 nt
Organism: Chaetura pelagica (chimney swift)
Lineage: Eukaryota; Metazoa; Chordata; Aves; Apodiformes; Apodidae
Product: carboxymethylenebutenolidase homolog
Exons: 5
Coding region: 1-738 (245 amino acids)
Molecular function (GO): hydrolase activity
Source: RefSeq, a predicted model, not a curated record